AAUCCACUGCAGUCGUGUGGUAACACUGGAGAGGUAAGGUGGGGAUAAGAGGGAAUGUAUUGUUUACUUCAAGUGGAAAGGUUAUAUAGCAGUAAUCUGUGCGCACGAUGCCGGUUCUGUUUAUAGACAAGUAGUGUUGAUUCGUUAAGGGAUCAAUGUCGUUAUAUUGUUCUUUUUAUUCAUUAUGGACCUCAUUUUAAGGAUAUCAUAAUUUUUUUUCGAUUUUAAAGAUUGCCAUCGAUAAGUGUUUAAAAUUUCGAGGUUAUACGUAGUUGUAUAUUUCGAUUAUCAAAAUGAUUGUUCCCGUGGAUGGACUUGAUGUUUACUUCCCUUAUGAAUAUAUAUAUCCCGAACAGUUUUCUUAUAUGACAGAACUUAAAAAAGGCUUAGAUGCUAAAGGCCAUUGUUUGCUGGAGAUGCCUUCAGGCACUGGUAAGACGACUACAUUGCUGUCUCUUGUUGUUGCAUACAUGGUUGAAUAUCCUUAUGUAGUAAACAAACUUGUUUAUUGUUCAAGAACUAUCCCAGAGAUUGAAAAGGUGGUGGAAGAACUGAGAAAACUUAUAGCUUAUUACAAAUCCAAUGGCAAGCCUCUAAACUUGAUUGGUUUAGUAUUGAGUUCCCGGAAAAAUUUAUGUGUUCAUCCCCAAGUUAGUAAAGAAAGGGAUGGUAAAGUAGUUGAUGGAAGAUGCCACAGUCUUACAGCAUCUUAUGUCAGAGAAAGACAUAAGACUGAUUCUAAUGUUCCUGUUUGUAAUUUUUUUGAAAAUUAUGAUGAAAGAGGAAGAGAGCUCGGCCUUCCGCCUGGGGUAUACAGUUUGGACGAUUUGAAAGAUUUCGGGAUGCAGAAUAAAAUGUGUCCCUAUUUCCUAGCUCGUCGUGGUGUAUCAUAUGCAAAUGUAGUUAUAUAUUCUUAUCAUUACUUGUUAGAUCCUAAGAUUGCUGAGCUAGUUUCAAAAGAAAUGGCCAGGACAUCAGUUGUAAUUUUUGAUGAGGCACAUAACAUAGAUAAUGUAUGUAUUGAGUCAAUGAGUGUCAAAAUUAAUCGUAAAAUUUUGGAGAAGACUUCAGCCAAUAUACAAGUACUAGAAAGUACGGUUGGUAAGAUGAAAGAUGCAAAUCAGUCUAGAUUAAAAGAAGAAUAUCGUAGAUUAGUUCAAGGUUUAAGAGAUGCUCAAAUGGCUAGGGAGACAGAUGUUAUAUUGGCAAACCCAGUGCUUCCUGAUCAGAUCUUAAAAGAAGUUGUUCCCGGAAAUAUUAGAACAGCAGAACAUUUCGUUAGCUUUCUAAGGAGGUUUCUUGAAUAUCUGAAAACCCGUUUGCGUGUUCAACAUGUAGUUCAUGAAUCACCUGCUGCAUUUCUGAAAGAUAUUGCUAGUAAGGUGUGUAUUGAAAGAAAACCUCUUAGAUUUUGUGCCGAAAGACUUGCCUCUCUCUUGCGUACAUUAGAGAUCUCUGAUCAGACUGAUUUUUCACCUUUAACAGUUGUAACACAUCUUGCUACUCUAGUUUCUUCUUACACAAAAGGAUUUACCAUCAUUAUAGAACCAUUCGAAGAUAAAGCACCAACUGUGUCAAAUCCAAUAUUGCAUUUUAGCUGCAUGGAUGCAUCAAUUGCUAUCAAACCAGUUUUUGAUCGUUUUCAGUCAGUAGUUAUUACUUCAGGGACACUUUCUCCAUUGGACAUGUAUCCAAAAAUAUUAGAUUUUCAUCCUGUAGUUCUAGCUUCUUUUACUAUGACCCUUGCUCGCCCAUGUUUAAUGCCAAUGAUUGUAUCUAAAGGAAGUGACCAAGUCGCUAUGACAUCUCGUUUCGAAUCCAGGGAAGAUAUUGCCGUCGUUCGGAAUUAUGGCCAGUUACUAGUUGAAAUUUGUACUGUGGUACCGGAUGGUGUUGUUUGCUUUUUUACUUCUUAUCUGUACCUGGAAUCAGUUGUAGCUUCAUGGUAUGACCAAGGUGUUAUUGAUAGCAUACAAAGAAAAAAACUACUUUUUAUUGAAACGCAAGAUGCAGCAGAAACAAGUUUAGCCCUUAUCAAUUAUAUUAAAGCAUGCGAAAGUGGAAGAGGCGGAGUAUUAUUAUCAGUUGCUCGAGGAAAAGUUUCGGAAGGUGUUGACUUUGAUCAUCAUUUAGGAAGAGCUGUUUUAAUGUUCGGAAUUCCUUAUGUUUACACACAAUCCAGAAUAUUGAGGGCACGUCUCGAUUAUUUAAGAGAAACAUUUCAAAUUAGGGAAAAUGACUUCUUGACUUUUGAUGCUAUGAGACAUGCUGCACAGUGUGUAGGACGAGCUAUUCGUGGAAAGAUGGACUAUGGUAUAAUGAUUUUUGCCGACAAACGUUUCGGUAGAAUAGAUAAAAAGAGUAAACUUCCCAAAUGGAUCCAAGAGCAUUUAAGCGACCAUUUAUGCAAUCUGUCAACUGAAGAAGCAGUUCAAAUAGCUAAGAAGUGGUUAAGACAGAUGGCGCAGCCGUUCCACAGGGAGGACCAGUUAGGUACAGCUUUACUUACUUUGGAACAGUUAUUAACUAAGAAAGAUAUACACGAAAAAGCUCAAGCUAGAUAAAUGCUAUUACUGUCAUAGCUCUCGCUUGAGUUUUAAAGAAAGGCAUUUGCUCAAGUUUUGACUUGUAUAUUAUUGUGUAUACGAUGCUUUAAAUAUUUGUAAUGAUGAUAUUAUUUUUCUGCGUAAGUUUUUUUAUAUGUGUUUUUAAACACCUUACGAUGAUCUUGAAAGUGUUUCAACACUGACAUUAUUUCAUCGUUCUGUAACUUUAAUUGGCUUAGCAAAAUGAGUUCAGAGGUGUUGUACAUUUCUUGUAUAUGUCUGUAUAAUUUUUUUAUAAACC
Messenger RNA from Nezara viridula (southern green stink bug), 2847 nucleotides. Lineage: Eukaryota; Metazoa; Arthropoda; Insecta; Hemiptera; Pentatomidae. The record is from the annotation of a GenBank genome assembly.